This is a messenger RNA of Chelonoidis abingdonii (Abingdon island giant tortoise), 623 nucleotides long. The record is from RefSeq and is a predicted model, not a curated record. NCBI's taxonomy places the organism in Eukaryota, Metazoa, Chordata, Testudines, Testudinidae.
UACAGUUCAACUUUGUGGGAAAACUUUUGGGUCCACGUGGCAAUUCACUGAAACGUUUACAGGAAGAAACAUUGACAAAAAUGUCUAUAUUGGGAAAAGGCUCCAUGAGGGACAAAGCCAAGGAAGAAGAGUUGAGAAAAAGUGGGGAAGCAAAGUACUUCCAUCUAAAUGAUGACCUGCAUGUUCUAAUUGAAGUAUUUGCCCCACCAGCAGAGGCAUAUGCCAGAAUGGGACAUGCUUUGGAAGAAAUCAAGAAGUUCCUUAUCCCUGACUACAAUGAUGAAAUCAGACAGGCACAGCUUCAAGAAUUAACAUAUUUGAAUGGUGGUUCAGAAAAUGCAGAAGUUCCAGUUGUUCGUGGAAAACCACCAAUACGAGCACGAGGAGUACCAGUCCCUGCUUUGGCCAGGUUGUAUGAACAGGGCUCGGCAAACCAUGGCACAUGUUCAAGUGCCACAAACGAGACUGAUUUUGAUGAACCAGUUAUGGCUGAAUUGCUCAGCCCACCGCUGGCCGGGUAUCUGGCUGACCUGCCCACCUUGCCACUCGGCGGUCCACAGCUUCAGCCCACUCAGCCCCAGCUGCUGGCCGGACCACCAAGGACCCAGGACUGGACAGGCGAG